CGCUUUCAAAUGGUCUAACAGAAUGUUGUUUUACGAACCGAAUGCAGAUGACCGAAUGCAUACAACCCACAUAACAAGCAAAAUACAGGCGCAUCAUGGUUCAAUCUGCAGGAGUUCCACAGCUUUCAGAUAAUCAGGCUCCGCCAGGGAGACCCAGCUCGGCUACAGAGACAGAAGUGGAUCUGAUUCACAAUACCCAGGCACCACCACCACCCAAGGAAAGUGGCCCAAAUAAGAGGAGGAAGGCGAGAGUGAGGGGAAACAGCACCAGGCCCAAGAAGAGAAUGACGGACAGCAGGGGUGUUAGCGAUAGACCACUAGUGGAGAAGCAGGGGGUGUGUGAUGAGGGAAGCCCCUUACCUCCACUCCUUCGUAUCUCUUUAAAAAGCCUGUUGGCGGCUGAGAUGAAGCUAGUGUAUGGUGACGAGCAGCACAACAUUACCCAGCAGCCCUCCAAGUCCCCAGUCACCUCCUCGGCUUCACAAUUUAUGUGUCAAGCCUCUGAAAUAGUAGGCCCUCCAAGUGGACCUAAUCUCGGCUUUCUGCCUCAAAUUGACAAAUGGCUGGAUGUAGCCUUACAGGAUGCCGACUCAUACUACCAACAGAAGAAAUAUGGGAUCGCAGCCAGUCGUUUUACCACAGCUCUGGAGCUGUGUUCAAAAGGCGCUGCAGUUGAACAAUCUUUGCAUGCGGUGUAUGAAGACAUUUCUAAGGUUGCCAGUUUGAUUGAGUCCAGACUUGUUGCCUGUUACCUGAGACUGAAGAGACCGAAGAUAGCCCUCAACCACUCCCACAGAGCCAUCCAGCUAAACCCCAUCUAUUUCCGCCACCAUCUGCGCCAGGCCAUGGUGUAUCGACUGCUGGGGAACCCAUGUGCCGCAGCGAGGAGUGCCAUGAUUGCUGACUGGGUGUACUGGCUGUCUGGGGGCUCAGAUGAACACAUAAGCAAGCUCAUCAAACUGUAUUGGCAGGCUCUGUUGGACGAGGCGAUCACCAUGGAGGAUGGUUUCUCUGUCAUGUACACCCCGUGCUCUGCUGGGGACUCCGUGGGGGAUUGCAUCGCCAAGGCUGAGGAGACCUUCAGGAAACAGCACACUGCGUUCACAGACUACCUGUUCACAGACCCCAGUGGAGGUCACCUGCUGCCCCAGACCACAGACUGGAGCAAUCCCCCGUCCACCCAGCAGAAAUACGUCCUCACCCUGGGCUUCAGGAGGGGACAGGACGGCAGCUUCCUCAGCAAACUCACCAGCAGGACCUGCCCCUCUUUUACAGGACCCAGAGCCUCAUUCAGCUCCAGUAGCCCAGAGGACAUGGAGCGGGUGUGUGACACGUUCAGCAGGAGGAUCCUACCAGUCUUAGAUUUUAUUAAGUGCACCAAACUAGCUGUGGGGCCGAGUGAAAAGAGAGAGAAGGGGGGGUGGUUUACAAGUUUUAUUCUUCACAUGUUUCCUUGUUUCUCACAUGCUGUGUUUGUUCCAAGACAACAGGCAGGUUUUUCCCCAGGGUCUGGGCUUGUGGAGAGGCUGCAGUAUGCUGGCUACCUGGGACAGAUCCAACGGAGCAGGGAGCAGACCGUCAUCCUCCACCAGGCGCUGGCUGAGCUCGCUGUCGCCCCCUACCUGCAGGACCUCAGCCACGCAGAUACCUCACUGCUGCAGGCUCUAAUGGCAGACACCAUGGACACCCUUGAAGGAAGGCGGACUGAUAGAGAACGUGUGUGGAAUGAAAUGCAAAAGGUGGGGAUGUUGGAGGAUCUGUUGUUCCAACUGGAGGAGACCUAUCUGAAGAACAAGGCUCAGAGGGCCAGUAGGAAGCAGAGGGUCGGGGUCCAGGGGGCGGAGGGGAAAGCCAGAGGAAGACCCAAAGCAGGGGUCAAAAUAGGGGCCAAAGGAGGGGGUACAGUGGUGACGGACAAGGCCAAAGUCCAUCCCACUGAAACCCAGCAGGAGACAGCAGUAGCACCAAUGACCUUACCAGAUCCAUGAUCUGCAGGCCAGGACAGUGGAGGCCCGAAGUCGUCCUCAUCCUCAAAAUGAAUGGACACCCUCCUCUUCCCUCUCACAAAGCCUCAUCUUCAGUCCCAGCAUCUUUCACAGCAUUACUCUAGGCUGGCAGAAAUAAAUGGACUCUGCAGCCUUGCUUUCACUCUGAUUCAGGGUCUGUUUUUAACACUCCUCCUUGUUGACUCGUUAAGAUAGCGUCUCUAGCCCCACCUCUAGAUGAAAGACCUCGCUGAUUCAAACGUGUGGGACUGUUCAAUGUAUACACAAGGAGAUGUUUUCAUGUUUAAACUCGCUAAUUUAUGAUUGUUCAUGCAAGUUGUAAUAUGACAGAUGGUUUGUAAACACAAACAAAUCCAUAUGGUGCAGUAGCAUGAUCAUAAUGAUGUAUGCAUUCCCAUUAUGGGAUUCACAGCAAAUCCGGCUCCAGAUUCUGAUGUUUUGGAAACUGUCUAACAUGAAACAACCUUCAUUAAAUCACAUUAUCUUUAUCAUUA
Molecule: messenger RNA, 2500 nt
Organism: Salvelinus sp. IW2-2015
Lineage: Eukaryota; Metazoa; Chordata; Actinopteri; Salmoniformes; Salmonidae
Product: spermatogenesis-associated protein 16
Exons: 11
Coding region: 96-1988 (630 amino acids)
Biological process (GO): spermatogenesis
Cellular component (GO): Golgi apparatus
Molecular function (GO): protein binding
Source: RefSeq, a predicted model, not a curated record